CUAGAGCCCCUGGUGUCACGGGGAGGCGGAGCGCGGCAGUUGCGUCCACCUCACCCGCAGCGGUAACCCCCGUCUGUUGUCUCGUCGCAGCCACGGGAGAAAAGACGGAGCCCUCCGCCGCCACAGAAAUUUUUAACCAUAUGUGAUAUUUUAUGGAUUUUGGCCAAGCCCUAAGAUUCCAUUUUUUUUCUCCCACUUUGGGGAAAAGGGGGAUCCUUCUCAGCGGACUGGUUCCCAAUAGCAGGCAUGUGGGAUGAACUGGAGGAGAUGGAGGGAGCAUGGUCUGCUCCAGCUCAGCCACCCGCUGAAGGGGCAGAAGGGGCUGCCCCCGGUGGGGGCCCCCCUGGGGGUCCCCCUGGCCCUCCUCCUAAUACGACCAGUAACAGAAGACUACAGCAAACCCAGGCACAAGUGGAGGAAGUGGUGGACAUCAUGCGUGUAAAUGUGGACAAGGUCCUGAAGAGGGAUGAGAUCCUGUCACAGCUGGAUGACCGAGCUGACGCCUUGCAGGUGGGAGCAUCACGAUUUGAGAGCAGUGCUGCCAAGCUAAAGAGGAAGUAUUGGUGGAAAAACUGCAAGAUGAUGAUCAUGCUGGGAGCUAUCUGUGCCAUCAUCGUGGUAGUUAUUGUAAUCUACUUUUUUACUUGAGAAUGUACCACCCCUUCCCUGUUCUCCAUUGCCAUCCAGUCUCAUGUUUCUUUCCCUCUGUUUGCUCUCUCAACAAACGUCCGCAUCUGCCUUCCUCCACCCCGUCCAGGCUUCUCCGUUGCCCACUCCUCGUUUUCUGUUGCUUUCAUUUGCACCGUGUCCCUCAACACUAGAAAUGCUGCUCGUGGUGUGGUCCUAGAGUAACUACCUGAAGAGCAACAGCUGGCACCUCCUCCCUACCCCCUUCUUAUGUACUCUCUCAAGUUCCCCCAAAGCCGAAAAGAAUGGGAGGCCAAGAGAAGAGGAAGGGGUGUGGCUGGGGUCAUGUGCCCAGGAAGGUGCCAAGACCGGGGGAGGAGAAGGGUGUCUGGUGCCCAUGGUGUCACCAGGAAAGGCCAGGCCAGUGGCAGGAAGAGGCUGCGAAUAGCUCGCAGAAUGGCAGCUCGCUCAAGACCGCCCUGGCCACGUGGGGCUCUUCCCCUAGGCCAGGCCCUCAGAGGAUCCUGGGGUGGGCCCAGAGGCCGACUCGGUCCUGGUGCGAUGAUACCCUUUUAGGAAGUCAAGCUUGUUUUUGCAGUAGUUUCUGAUCUGUUCGUCCAAGAUUCUCUAUGUUGUCAGGGAUUUUACAACCUUUUGCUUUGUUUUUGGGAGACCUAGAGCACACACAUUAAUUGCAAAAGUACCGGCUUCAUUCCUAUCUUAGAAGCAGCCCCAUAAGCUCAUGACUACGAGGAGCUGUCUCUCGUCCACAUGUUCUGGAGCAUUCUGGGUUGUUUCUGAGAGUACCAGACAGUUCCAUAGAGCCAAAGCUUGGGACUCUCCAUUUUAAUUGUUGGCAUAGAUAAAGGGAGAGUGCACGUUAAUUCUAGAGAGACAAUGAGUCAGGGGCCUAAUUUGAAAAUAACAAGCUCGGAAGUUUUGGAAGUUUUCUCGCCUGCUUAUUGAGGGGGGUCCUGUUCCUCCCUUCCCGUGGAUAAAGUGUGAAGUGUUAGGAAUGAGGAUCCUUGGACCCUCAGGAACUCCUUUCCUCUACACUAUUCCCAGCUACUUGCCAAAGGCAUGGAUGAGGCAGGAAGUCCUUCCUGAGGGUAGUCAGUUCUGAGUGUUCAGAGAAGUCUGGUAUCCCUGCCAGCCCAGUCUCACGUGGGAGGCAGGACAGUCCGUAGACAGGUGUGCUUGUGUACUGCUGUGUCAUGGGGCCCUGUCACCGAGAGCCACCUGUCUGUCCUUCCUGCACUGUGUCCCCCUUCUGAACCACCUGCACCCAUCUGAAUGCCACUUUGCCUCCUUUCCUUUCCUCUCCGCAUGCUGUGUGGGGUCAGACUUCAGACGCCAAGGCGGCCGCUGCUGGACUUCAGGCUGGGGCGUUGAGUGGAACAGACCCAGUGUGAGGGGAGGAGAGCAGGCUGGGAACAGGAGGGGGAGCACCCAUGACUCUUGAUUCCUCCUCUCAUCUGGCCCACGAGCAGGAAGAGGCAGAGGGCGGGCUGGGCUGGGUCUGGAUGCUCACUCUCCAUGCAGCAGCAUUUCACGGCGCAAAACCAUCCUUCCUCUCCCUUCGCCCCUUUUCCUGCAUUCCCUUCGUCCUGCCCCAGGGCAGGACUGAAGAGCUGGAAGAAAGCAGUCAGUGUACCCUCCCAACGGCCCCCCUCGAAGGUCUCCACUCUCCUCUGGGCUCCUCCUUGCCUAAUGCAGGGGGUCACCGCUGGAGAAGAACCACCAGUGUCCUCGAUGUGUCCCAAGCCUGGAGCAAAUUCACCCUCUUGGUCCACCCAGCCCUGUCACGGGAAUUCUUUCCUGGGUUUCUGUCCCUCUGAGGCCCACCAGAUGUAGCUGGCUUUGUUCUUUUGGGGAUGUUUGCCCUCCUACUUUCUUUCUCACCCCACCCUGUACCCUCUUCUGUGUCUUUGCUGUCCCCCUCCUCCCACCCCCCAUGUGCAUGAGCAAAUAUGCAACCAAACCCUGGGACUUUGCAGUCAAAUGAAGCUGAGCUUCCCACAUCCCCUUCUUCUUUGGUUUGCCAUGAGGCGAUGUGGGGUUUCCACUGUGUGUCUGUCAUCACCUCUGUCUUUUUUCCUAUCCCUAACCCCAUACUUGUAUAGAAUAAUAACAGUUGUACUUCCACCAAAGGCAUGUGGCAUAUUUACCAAUUUCAUGUAUUGUGAACAAAGGCAAAAAAAUAUAAAUUCCUACCACUAAA
Molecule: messenger RNA, 2848 nt
Organism: Hyaena hyaena (striped hyena)
Lineage: Eukaryota; Metazoa; Chordata; Mammalia; Carnivora; Hyaenidae
Gene: VAMP1
Product: vesicle associated membrane protein 1
Exons: 6
Coding region: 247-648 (133 amino acids)
Biological process (GO): SNARE complex assembly; vesicle-mediated transport; vesicle fusion
Cellular component (GO): SNARE complex; plasma membrane
Molecular function (GO): SNAP receptor activity; syntaxin binding
Source: RefSeq, a predicted model, not a curated record